AAGCAGCAGCAAACCGGAAGCGGAAGAGGUGAUGUUUUUGAGAAGCCGCAGUGACUCUGACAGCUCCGCAGAUUUACCGAGACCCCGUUGGACAUUUGUCUGAUUCGUUUGAGGAUUUUAUUAAAGGACGAUGUUGUAGAUUCUCCACCGCUGCGUUAGAAAAGAACAAACAAACAACUGCCGCUGUCGGUGAGCUGGAAUCAGAGCGAGACCAGGAAACAUCAGACGCACUGAUGAGGCUGACGUCCACUCGACACUACCCUCUGACCUUCCUGACCUGAGUCUGGAGUCCACACCUUCACUUCUUCGCUUUAAACAGGAGGGGCAGCGGUGAGUCCGGCCAUGGAGAGUCGUUGUAGCAGCAGCGCCGAUUCCCGGCUGACGGCCACCAGGGGGGGCCUCUACACCAGGGUGGACUCGUACGAAGUCGUGGAGAAGAAAUGCAUCUCAGACGUGAGGAGGACCUUCUGCCUCUUCGUCACCUUUGACCUCCUGUUUAUCACCCUGCUCUGGAUCUUAGAGCUCAACAUGAAUAGAGGGAUUCAGCAGAAACUGGAUGAAGAAGUUCUUCACUACGACUACAGCACCUCCUUCUUCGACAUCUUUGUGAGACCUUUAAACAUUUUCCGGUUUGCUCUCCUCAUUUUGGCCUACGCUGUUUGUAAACUGCGUCACUGGUGGGCCGUCGCUAUCACAACCACAGUCAGCUGUGCCUUCCUCAUUGUCAAAGUCAUUUUAUCAAAGCUGUUGUCUAAGGGGGCGUUUGGUUACCUGCUGCUCAUCAUCUCCUUCAUCUUGGCCUGGAUAGAGACGUGGCUGCUGGACUUCAAGGUUCUACCUCAGGAGGCUGAGGACGAGAACAGACUGCAGUCGUUGAUGGACGCUGCAGAGCGGGCUCCUCUGAUGGGUCCUGGUCCACUAUCAGACGGACAGUUCUACUCUCCACCAGAGUCUGUGGCAGACUCAGACGAGGAGCUGGACGAUAAACAGGAUCCAGAGAAAGUGCUGAUCCAGCAGAUCACCUGACAGGAACCAAAACGGGAAAACAAACUACAGCAGCUGACCUAAAGGAUGAUUCUGUUCUUCGAGCUUCGCAAAAAUAAAUAAACCCGACCGUGUUGUCUGACUCUGGCUAAAGGACAGUUUAGCUAUUUUUAGUGUGGUUGAAUGACGUAACUAACACAAAGCCAGCGCUGACUCGCUGCUCUGGGCGCCCUCUGCUGUUAGAACAAGGUAUACAGCGGCUCACUCUGUACUUACAGUGUGUCUAUUUGGCCAGCAGAGGGCAGAUCAAAUCAAAGUGUCAAAUCCCUUCACCUCAGUGUCUGACAGACUGAUCUACACACCGAAGACUGGCCCACACCAAAGUCCAUUGAAAUAAUCAGUGGUUUUGCUGCCCCCUGCAGUAAGUUAAAUGCAUGCUUCAGUGUCGCGUUGUUGAAUAAUUCUUCAUGUUUUGAACAGACUUUGGUGUGGGAGAGUCCGUGGUCAAACAUUAACACGACUGUUCAUGUCAGCGCUUCAUACAACCACACUGCCCCCACCAGGUGAACAGCAAUCACUGAACCCAAACCCCUCCAAUCAAAGCUCGGCAUCACCACAACGCUAACCUUGCUCACGCUGGAUCCUGACGUCAAGUUCGAAACAACACAAAAUCAGAAGUGACGGAACCUAAUGAAGAAAAUCAGCUUUUUACCCGUGACGUAGCGACGAACACCGUUAGCUCUGGGCUAAUCACUGCUCACCCUUUCACGCAUGCCUCUGGAAAAAAAAAGUGCUUUUGUUUUCAUGAACAUUGUUUGUAGAUUAUAAAAUAAUCAUUAAAAUGUCAAACAUUA
Molecule: messenger RNA, 1838 nt
Organism: Cynoglossus semilaevis (tongue sole)
Lineage: Eukaryota; Metazoa; Chordata; Actinopteri; Pleuronectiformes; Cynoglossidae
Gene: stard3nl
Product: STARD3 N-terminal like
Exons: 9
Coding region: 343-1026 (227 amino acids)
Biological process (GO): cholesterol transport
Cellular component (GO): endoplasmic reticulum-endosome membrane contact site; late endosome membrane; endoplasmic reticulum membrane
Molecular function (GO): cholesterol binding
Source: RefSeq, a predicted model, not a curated record